Molecule: messenger RNA, 2136 nt
Organism: Arabidopsis lyrata subsp. lyrata
Lineage: Eukaryota; Viridiplantae; Streptophyta; Magnoliopsida; Brassicales; Brassicaceae
Product: platelet binding protein GspB-like
Exons: 1
Coding region: 1-2136 (711 amino acids)
Source: RefSeq, a predicted model, not a curated record
AUGGAAUGUAACAAGGAUGAAGCUAGAAGGGCAAUAGAUAUCGCUGAGAGGAAGCUUUCACAGUAUGAUUACAAUGGAGCGAAGAAAUUUGUUACCAAGGCUCAGAAUUUGUAUCCAAACCUUGAUGGUUUGAAACAAGUGUUGUUGAUGAUCGAUGUUUAUAUCUCCGCAACAAACAAGAUCAACGGAGAAGCUGAUUGGUAUGGAAUUCUCGGUGUAGAUCCUAUAGCUAAUGAUGAAGCUGUGAAGAAACGUUACAAGAAGUUAGCUCUUUUGCUUCAUCCUGAUAAAAACAAGUUUAAAGGCGCAGAAGGAGCGUUUAAGCUGGUUUCACAAGCUUGGUGUGUGUUAUCUGAUAAGGUUAACAGAAUUGUUUAUGAUCAAAAGAGGAAGUCGAAAGAAGCGAAUACCGGGAUGCAGAAACCACCAACAAACCCACAAAAGCCUGCUUCUCAUAAUGGGAAUCAAAAUGCUGGAGGUUGUAUGGAUCCGAGUGCUGCGGCUACAAGUGAUAAGCCUGCUAGUGGGAUGCCAAAACCGGUAAAUCCAAACAAGCCAGCAUCUUCUAAUGGGCUGCAUCAAAAUGCUAGAGACUGUGUGGAUCUGAGCGCUAAAAGUAAUGAAGACAGUAUAUUGUUUUGGACAAUGUGCAAUGGAUGCAAGACACAAUGUUCAUAUCUGAUGGUUUAUCUUUACAAGGCCAUACUUUGUCCAAAAUGUGGUCAGACUUUCAUUGCAACUGAGAUAACUCCAUGUGCAAGUGUUGUGAGGCCAGCCAACAUUUCAUCAUCUCCUCAACAACAACACCAUUAUAGUGCCCAAAUUAAAGCAACAAACAGAAGCACUAAUGGAGCUUUGUCUUCUGGGAGCAAUUCUUCUCCAUCUGCUAGUGCUGCAGCUCAGAAAACUCCACAAGUAAGUGCCUCUUCUUCAGGGAGAGUUUAUUCACCAUCUGUUAGUGCAACCGCGAAAACUCCACAGGUAAGUGUUUUAAGGCCUGUCAUCGACCUUUCAUCAUCCCCUGAAGUACAACAACAACAAAAACAACAAUGGAGCGCCAAAAACAUAAGUGGUGGUACUUAUUCACAGAUUUUUGCUUCAUCAUCUGCUAGUGCUGCAGCUCAGAAAACUCCACAAGCAAGUGCCUCUUCUUCAGGGAGAUUUUAUUCACCAUCUGUUAGUGCAACCGCGAGAACUCCCCAGGUAAGUGUUUUGAGGCCUGUCAUCAACCUUUCAUCAUCUCCUGAAGUACAACAACAAUGGAGCGCCCAAAACAUAAGUGGUGGUACUUAUUCACAGAGUUUUGCUUCAUCAUCUGCUAGUGCUGCAGCUCAGAAAACUCCACAAGCAAGUGCCUCUUCAGGAAGAGUUUAUUCACCAUCUGUUAGUGCAACCGCGAAAACUCCACAGGCAAGUGUUUUGAGGCCUGUCAUAAACCUCUCAUCAUCUCCUGAAGUACAACAACAAUGGAGUGCCCAAAACAUAAGUGGUGGUACUUCUUCACAGAGUUUUGCUUCAUCAUCUGCUAGUGCAGCUCAGAAAACCCCACAAGCAAGUGCCUCUUCUUCAGGAAGAGUUUAUUCACCAUCUAUUAGUGCAACCGCGAAAACUCCACAGGUAAGUGUUUUGAGGCCAAUCGUCAACCUCUCAUCAUCUCCUCAACUACAACAACAAUGGAGCGCCCAAAACACAAGUGCUGGUACUUAUUCACAGAGUUUUGCUUCAUCAUCUGUUAGUGCAGCUCAGAAAACUCCACAAGCAAGUGCCUCUUCUUUAGGAAGAGUUUCUUCACCAUCUGUUAGUGCCACUGCGAAAACUCCACAGGCAAGUGCUGUGCAGCCAGUCGUCAACCUCUCAUCAUCUACUCAAGUACAACAACAACAACAAUGGAGCGCCCAAAACACAAGUGGUGAUACAUAUUCACAGAGUUUUGCUUCAUCAUCUGUUAGUUACACCUAUAGUUAUCAAUGGAGUUGUUCAGUAUCAGUAACGGCCAAUUCUAGUAGCGGAAAUGCCGUAAAUCAAGGACAAGAAAGUUCGAAAAGAGUACAUGAGGUGUCACAAGAAACGGUUGCUGCUGCAGAAAAGGUACUUAAGAAGCCGAGGAGGCGAGGACAGAAGAUAGAUAAGAAGUAA